Molecule: messenger RNA, 2526 nt
Organism: Alternaria arborescens
Lineage: Eukaryota; Fungi; Ascomycota; Dothideomycetes; Pleosporales; Pleosporaceae
Exons: 3
Coding region: 1-2526 (841 amino acids)
Cellular component (GO): nucleus; cytoplasm
Molecular function (GO): protein binding
Source: RefSeq, a predicted model, not a curated record
AUGACGAAGGACUGGGAUUUGGUGCAGGAUGUGAUCAAGGAGCUUUCUUUUGUGCAAAAAAAGCCCUUGGAAGAAGUCAAAGAGCUAAUGGAACGCAAACACAAGUUUCGGGCUUCAACGCGAGCCUAUCGUAUGAAACUGAAAGAAUGGGGUAUCAUGAGGCACAAAUCGCGAAAGAUCACAAGACAGCGUCGUGAAGCACGACUACCAAACGAACAAAGUUCAAGCGAGACGGAUCAGCGCAACGACGAAUCCGUCGAGCCAGCUGAAGUUAUCACAAUAGAACCUGAGUCUAGGGAACAUUGCACGAGGACUGGGGGCUGGCAGGUGGUGGCUAGUCUGCCGGCUUUAAUCGCUGAUGGAGCUGGUACCGUUGCGGAGCCAACUUUUCUGGGACUGUUGAGUCAGCCACAAGAUCUGCAGCCAUCGUUCGAGGAGACAUGGUCGCACGAUCCUGCGCAAUCUUCAGACAUAGUACUGGACAUGGUUGGUGCAGUCUUGGAAGGCAGUCUACAAAAGCUCGAGAAGCUUCUUGUCGGUAACGUUGAUCAUAUCAACGAUCCCAUAGGUCUGCCUUUCGAAUCAGGUGCUCGAUUUGCUGACCAUCAUGCUUUGAACGAGAUGGUCAUACUCCAACACCCGGAUCAGACCUUGUUCGAUAUCGCUUGUGGCAUGCCUUGCGGACCGAUUAUAUGGGUCUUGUUCGCUUACGGUGCAAAAGGCUCCAAACACCCACUCGGAACAGACCUAGCCUUGCACAAUGCUAUCAAGAACGGCAGAGCUUAUACUGUUCAGGCGCUGCUUCAGCCGGGUCGCUCAGACGUUAACGGGCUUCCAGGCUCGAGCUGGAGUCCUUUACGUCAAGCAGUAUUCUGGAACGUUCCCGAUGUUGUCCAGAUCCUUCUUAACCGAGGUGCAAAGGUCGAUGAUGCUGGCCCUGCGCCUGGGAAACCCGGUGUUCACACGGCAUUACAACUAUGCUUGUUACAUAGAAUGAACACUUACAUGGAUCCCGCCGCUCGGAAAAGCUGCCAUAUGAUUAUGGAUAUGCUUCUUAGCGCUGGAGCGGACAUUCAUUGCAAGCCUCCGGAGCUCGUCAUUCCGUCGAAUUUUGCCAUGUUCGUCAAGCCAUGGGAAAAUCGUCCAUACUGGGCUUUUGAGCUCUCGCCAGAUGAGCUCGACUGUUUUCGAAUGUUCAUCAGCAAGGGCGCUGAAUUCCCAUCACACUUCCAAGGGCACCCCUGCGAGUCUCCCUAUAAGCAUACGUUUGAGCACCAGGCGCUGUGGCAUUCGACUCCUACUUUUGCGAGAUGGCUUAUUGAUAGUUUUAUGCCGACACCCAUCAAUAAUGGCAGCUCCCUCCUAUAUGAGAUAUUGGGCUGCUGUCCAAAUGAGAAACGGCAUCCAGCCGAUACUUUACGCGACAUUCAAGUGCUCCUUCAAAAAGGCGUAGAUCCAAAUCGAGCCACGCGAGACAGCAUCAGCCCUUUGCGUAAGUGCAUUGCGGAUUGCCCUGCCGUAGAUCUUGUUCCACGUCUUCAGAUGCUUCUCGAUGGGGGCGCAGAUCCUGAAGCCGAAGAUGCGGAUGGCGUCCAGCCGUUUGUUCGGGCGGCAGAGACAUUCGAAGAGCCGCUUCUUUCCAAGGUCAUGUCAGCGCUGGUGUCGAAGAUUCCAGGAAAACAAGUACGACACAUUAAUGGUAUCUCACAUACAUGGUCCGUAGGCCACUUCCCAAUCUCAGAAGCGCAGACAUACGAUCAAGUCAUAGCGUGCACACGCCAAACGGGCGACUUUAUGCUCAACCUGCGGAGGAUGGUUCCGGAACAUAUUCAAAGCAUCUUCCAGCGAGCUUACUUCGAUGUCGUAAGCAAAUACUUCCUAGAAACGAUGACCAAGGUGGCGAAAUCCAAGAUGCUGAGCUCGAAAGAGAAGGACGAGAUCGUUUGGGUUGUCUCGAUGCGAGAUGGAGUCGAUCUACCAAAUUACAACUUCGACCAAAAGCUCGUCAUUGCGUUGCUGGACCCACAACCAAUACCAAGCGUGAUGCUUGGGUCAGAGACCGACCCUGGUAGGACUGCUUCAUCGAAAUCCAAUUCAGUGAGCGCUGCAAGCUCUCCAGCAUCUAGCACUACGAUCACUGGAACAGCCACCGACUCUGGAGUUCAUACCCCCUUCCAGUUCAAUGCUAGCAAGUCAACAACCAGAAAAGACCCCCCGAUAUCUACUGAAUCGCCUGAAUGGAUUGACGACUUCUUUGUGGCAUCUACGACACAAAUCCGAUGGCGCGACCCAUGUGCACCACCCAAACCAGGGGAUAUUCAGAAAGCUACAGCAGUCGUUUUAACAUGCAAGUGUACAACUUGUAAUGACGGAAAGCUUCUCACGAAAGGUGAGCUGGAAAGACACAAGACUGAACACGAACAUACGGCGGACUGCGAUAUAGUUGGUUGCAAGAGGCGCUUUUGCAUUGAAAGACGAACUUGGGCAAAUGGUGUGAGAUGUCAAGAUCAUUUGUUCGGUGGUUGA